AUGACUCAGAAUCUGAACAAGUCAAAGACUGUAAUGAUUAAAUGGAUGCAGUAUUUGAAUAUAGCUAUAGAGAUGCAACAGAGGGUGAACAAUCUUACUUCUGUGUCUUCUUUCCUGCUUCUUGAAUUCUCAGAUGCCAGGGAACUUCAGAUUCUGUUCUUCUUCAUCUUUCUAGCCUUAUACAUGAUAACCCUAAUUGGGAAUCUUCUCAUCAUUGCUGCCAUAGCUCUUGAUUAUCACCUUCAUACCCCAAUGUACGUCUUCCUCAUGGACUUGGCCAUGAUGGACCUUGGCACUGUUUCUGUUACUAUCCCCAAAUCAAUGGCUAAUUUCCUCAUGAACAGCAGCUCCAUAUCUUAUUCUGAGUGGGUGGCUCAGGUUUUUUUCUACCUUUUCUUUGGCACCUGUGAUUUUGCCCUUCUAAUAGUAAUGGCUCAUGAUCGCCAUGUUGCCAUUUGCAAUCCACUCUGGUAUGAUAGAAUAAUGCACAAGGGAGCUUGUAUUUGGUUUGCAGCUGCAACGUGGAUUUGUAGUCUGCCUAAUGCCAUGAUGCAAACUGGUACCACCUUUGCAACCACCUUCUGUUCCAAUAAUAUCAAGCAGUUCUUCUGUGAAAUCCCACAGCUAUUGAAACUUUCUUGUUGUAACUGUUACCUUGCUGAAGUUUGGCUCCUUAUCAGUGUGGGCAUUAUUACAAUUGUAUCCUAUGUCUUCGUCAUUCUAACUUAUGUGAAGAUUUUUGCAGCAGUGCUCAGAAUCCCCUCUGUCUCUGGUCAGAAGAAAGCCCUCUCUACUUGCCUACCCCACCUUGCUGUUAUCUCUGUAUUUAUGUUCAGUGGAUUAUUUGUCUAUGGAAGGACUUACAUUGAGGAUUCAUGCAGCCCAAAUAUAAUUUUUGCAGUGAUAUAUACCAUAAUUCCUCCUAUGUUCAAUCCAUUCAUCUGUAGUAUGAGAAAUAAAGAGAUCAAGGUUGCUUUGAGGAAAUGGUUACAUCUUGGCUUUUUAUCUAGACUUCUCUAA
Candoia aspera is the source of this 1020-nucleotide messenger RNA. Its product is annotated as olfactory receptor 14I1-like. The transcript has 2 exons. Gene Ontology annotation, molecular function: G protein-coupled receptor activity; odorant binding; olfactory receptor activity. Gene Ontology annotation, cellular component: membrane. The record is from RefSeq and is a predicted model, not a curated record. Bases 1 to 1020 code for a protein of 339 amino acids. NCBI's taxonomy places the organism in Eukaryota, Metazoa, Chordata, Lepidosauria, Squamata, Candoiidae. Gene Ontology annotation, biological process: G protein-coupled receptor signaling pathway.